UGUCUCUCUCUCUAAUCUCUGGACCAUUAAUUAUUAUUAUAAAUCCAAAAGGCAGGUACUUUUGAAAAUGCUGUUGUUUCUUUCUUGGACAACGAUCCCCCCCCUCUCUCUCUCGAUUUGUAAAACUUGAAAUAAUAGAUUUAAGAGAGAGAGAGAGACCAAGAGUGGGUGGAUCUUCGUCUCACUAUGUCUUCUCUUUCAUUUCACUCAGUCAUGCAUUCAAAUAAAAUCCCUUCGCUACUCUAGCAGCGCUAGUAAUCCUAGCUCCUCCUCCUCCUGUUCUUUACAUACCCUCAAACCCUAAAACCUUCUCUUUUACUCCACACCAGUUCUUUCUCUGUUCCAUUCCCUCACCAAUACAAUAACACUAUGGGUGCUUGUUUUAGCAAGAAAAAUACUGAAGUUUCCUCUUCUCCUUUGAAAGCAGCUGCGGCUCCUGCUUCACAACCAGUUCUAAAUCACCCACAUAAUAAUAACCAUGCCACUCUCAAAGUAGAUCAGAAGAAUGAGAUCACAAUCAAGAACAAGAUAGUGGAGCAAAAGGAGGUGGUCAACAAACAAGUCGAAGAAGAAGAGGAAGAAGAAGACAGCUUACUCAAGAAAGAAAUUUUUGUCAUCAAACACAGGAAGAGCCAUGAUAGAGACAAACGCAUCCCUCCUCCCAACGACGAUGGUCCUGCUGCCACCACUAAUGCAUCUGCUGCUGCUGGCGAAAUAUUAUUGGCCAACAGCAACACCAAUUCUGGUGUUAAUAAUAUGGUUGUCAGAACAUCAAGCUGCACAAAAGAAGAGGUAGAUGCCAUUCUCAUACAGUGUGGAAGGCUUAGUCGCAGCAACUCCUCUGGAGCUGGAAAGCCUCUUUCUUCUGGCAGAAAGUAUUCUGGCUCUAAGAGGAGUUAUGACUUUGAUAAUAAUAAUGACCAGGACCAAGAUGUCAAGCCUGCCACUUCUGCCGACUAUGAUUCUAGAAGGAAGGGCAAUGACGACGACGAGGGCGAGGUUACAGCGGAGAGAAGGCAGCACCGCCAACGCCACCGCCAACGCCAAUCCAGCAGGCCUUCUGCUUCUCCUUCUGCUCAAGGGAGGAGAAGGACACCCAGCAGGGAAAGAGACCAGAACCAGCGCUCCGGAAGCAGAGAGAGGGCCAGUGGCAGCAGUGGGAGAAGGGUGAGUCGAUCACCGGGUAGAAGAUCAGAAAUAGCCCAAAAUACAAGCAUUACUCCUGGAAAUCCUAAUGCUACUAUUCCUGCUAACAAUACUGGUGGUACUGGUAACAGGCCUGGAAAAAUGGUAUCAGUCCCUGCCACUGUUUCUUCUUUAGUGAUGGAUAAAAGCAACAACAUUGGAGCUGAACCGCAAGCAACAGCUGGAACUAAGCGCAUCUCAGUGAAGAGAAAUGUUGGUGAGGCAGCGGUGGCAGGCUCCAGGACAGCUGCAUCCCCACGCUCCCAAUCUCCUGCCAGAGCCAAUGCUAAGACUUCUAAUGAGAAUAAUCAGCAGCCAUGUCUUAGCCGCAGCAAUUCAAGAAAAGCAGACCAAUCUCCUUACAGAAGAAACCCAUUGAGUGAAAUUGACCCCAAUUCAUUACAGCAUUCACAACCAUCUGGCAACAACAAGGCUACCUGCACCAGCAACAACAGAUCACAAAUCAGAAACAAAGAUAUUGAAGGACAAGCGGUGGCCAAGGAAACUUUCAAUCCUCUUAAUCAGACUCCAAUGAAGAAGCAAAAUUCUGAGAAAAACAACAGAGUCAAUGUUCAAGUGGCAAAUUACAGAUGCAGUAGCAUGGCUUCACUGGAAAACAAACUUUCAAAGGAACAACAAAUGGAAGAGGCCAAGGGACAUCUACCAGUCACGACCAAUGUGGUAGACUUGGGAGGUGAAUGCUUGAAGCCCCAAGCAUUAACCAGAAGCAGGUCGGCAAGGCGAUCGCGAGACCUGGACCUCAAUCCUGAAACUUUAUUGAAUCCAACUCCAUCAUAUACCGCACUAUUGCUGGAAGACAUUCAAAAUUUUCACCAGAAGAACACUCCUCCUUCCUUUUCACUCCCAGCUUGUGUCACCAAGGCCUGCUCCAUUCUUGAAGCGGUCGCAGACCUCAAUUCCACUACAAGCUCCAACCUGUCAUGUGCUUUCUCUGAUGAUAGAAUAAGCCCCCCUGCAGUGGCUGCUGUGAAUCUUGUUGGGAAGAAACUACCCGAGGCAAAAGACCCAUUUGUAGAAUCUGAGGUAAUUGCAAGUGAUGAUCUUAUGGAGCCAAGCUUUCACAAGUAUGUAACCGUGAGAAGAGGAGGGGGUACAUUGUGCGGGGAAGACAUGGAUGGUCAAGAAUCCUCAGGAAGUAACAGUUUUGUUGGUGGCAGCCAUCAGCAUUUAGGAUUGUCUACCUCUUCAUGGGAACCCAAUUCAGCUGAUUCAACCGAUCGCUGGUCUUCAAGAUCCAACACGAGAGAUGAGGAUGACAAGAGUCCUCUGGGAUAUCAAAAGCAUGGAUUACCUGAAACAGGGCGUGACGUGGAACAGGCCAGGAGAGCAUUCAGUGGACAAAGGACUGGAAUUGGACGUGGGAGACAUGGUACAAGUAAAAAUGCUCACACAACUCCUGUCCUUGCAACUGCUACUCAAACAUAAUCCACUCAGUUGUGUUGUUUUCAAAUUCCACGCAGUUGUGGCCCCUUUUAACUUUCAGUCUCAAAGGUCACUUCGUUGAUGGUUGCAAACUUGCAACCUGUUUUCUUGUUAAUUCAAAUAGAUUCAUUCUUCCCUUGUUCAACAAGAGUUGGAUGCCAGUCUGGGAUAAUUAGGGAAGAAACUCCCUUUUAUUCAUAUGCUGAAA
This is a messenger RNA of Populus euphratica (Euphrates poplar), 2836 nucleotides long. RefSeq lists its product as uncharacterized. The transcript is spliced from 2 exons. Bases 370 to 2631 code for a protein of 753 amino acids. Lineage: Eukaryota; Viridiplantae; Streptophyta; Magnoliopsida; Malpighiales; Salicaceae. The record is from RefSeq and is a predicted model, not a curated record.